CUUCGACACUUGUCAAAGUUUGAAGGGAAAAGCAGGAUGUGUUUUCGGUAGCAAGUAUUUAAACCAAGCAAAAUGACUGUAAAGUUUAACAGUGAGUUCAAUUUCGUCACAUAUUUCAAUGAAAGUGUAGCAUUUUUAAGUCAACAUAGCUGGAUUUUUGAGCAAUCGAAUACCAAAUUUGUUCAAAAUGGAACUCUAGAUCGAAUUCCAGCUGAGUGGUCAGCCGACUUGGAAAGUGCCUCCAACGAUGAAUUUAACAAAAUUCCACUAGGAUAUUUAAACGAAAACUGGAGUCAUAGUUUUAGACAGUUUCUACAGAGCUGUUUCGGCUUAUACGUUAAUUAUGAACUGUUUAGUGGAAGCAAAGAAACACGUGCAACUUUAAAGGGUGUUGGUCCAAAAAAGAUGCACGAAAUCAGCAACUUAACAGCACUUAUAAAGGAUGUUUGCUCACAGGAUGAAAUCUUGCUCGAUUUUGGAUCUGGAUUGGGAUAUUUGAGCCAAAAUUUGAACCAAAAGCACGAUUUCAAGGUUUUGGGCAUCGAAGGAGAUGAAUACCGCGUUCAGACAAGUAUUCAGCGACAACAGCAGCUGUUUCCGAACUCAACGAGCAAGGUAAAGUUCGUCCAACACUUCAUUGAGACUGAUUCGUUUGAGCUCAUUCAACAAACAGCUGUGGCAAAGCUAGGCAAUAGUAUUGACCAGAAUUACACCAUAAUUGGACUGCAUUCCUGUGCAGACCUCUCAAUCACCGCCAUCAAAAUGUUCCUCACCCACAAGCCAGUAACGAAACUCGUUAUAAUGCCUUGCUGUUACCACAAACUGAAGCCUGAAAACGAAGAAUGCACUUCGUUCUCGAACAUCCCACUGAGUGACCAGCUUCGUGACGCCAUAGCACAGUUUCCAAACUUCCUGGGCAGACCAUUUCUUCGACUUGGAUGUCAGCAAACUUCGGCCAGGUGGGCUAAUUUGACCGAACAUGAGCAUGAAACCCACGGAAAGGCCAUGUUCGAGCGAAGCCUUUUGGAGGCCAUCUUGAGCGAGGGGGAAACAGUAACGGUGAAUAAGGCCAAUCGCAACUCUAGGGAUGUUUUGGAAAGGUUAACAGUUCAAAGAGAAGGCCAAGAUUGGAGUUGGAGCGAUGAACAUCGUGAAAAAUUGGAGAUUUGGAUGGAAAAGUAUCCUCAAGGGAGCGAGUUGGCAGCGUAUUUGACUUGUUUGCAAACCUGUUUGCAGUCGUUAUGCGAAAAUCUCAUCCUACUCGAUCGAAUGUGUUACCUAAAAGCCAAAUCAUCGAAACGUGACUUAACUAUUCGGACUGAUUUGAUCAAACUCAGCAAUGACCAUCUUUCACCUCGUUGUUUUGUGAUUGUAGCAGAAAAAAAUACGAAUCAAUAAA
Molecule: messenger RNA, 1399 nt
Organism: Culex pipiens pallens (northern house mosquito)
Lineage: Eukaryota; Metazoa; Arthropoda; Insecta; Diptera; Culicidae
Product: methyltransferase-like protein 25B
Exons: 3
Coding region: 73-1398 (441 amino acids)
Source: RefSeq, a predicted model, not a curated record